Staurois parvus is the source of this 408-nucleotide messenger RNA. The record is from the annotation of a GenBank genome assembly. NCBI's taxonomy places the organism in Eukaryota, Metazoa, Chordata, Amphibia, Anura, Ranidae.
UGUGCUGUGUCCCUCGGACACAGCGGAUCAUGGAUCACGGAAAGAGCCAAAGAUGUCGGCUCGGUCAUUUGAUCAGCUGUGUCCAAUCACAGCUGAUCACAUGGGACAUGUACACUGAUCAUCAGGGCACUGAUGAUCAGUGUGCCCUGAUGAUCAGUGUAGCCCCAGAAGUCCCACCUGUCAGUGUCCAUCAGUGCCAGCAGUCAGUGCUCAUCAGUGCCACGUGCCAGUGCCCAUCAGUGCCACAUCAAUGCCCCAUACCAGUGCAUACCAGUGCACAUCAAUGCCACAUAUCAGUGCCCAUCUGAGCUGCCUUUCAAUGUCACCCAUCAGUGCCAGUCAGUGCCACCUAUCAAUGCCAAUCAGUGCCACCUAUCAGUGCUGCCAAUCAGUGCCACCUAUACGUGA